UUAGUUAAGCAUUGGCUCGUAGCAGUACAUGUACCCCCCCGAGGUUGUUGACAGUCACUUGGUUGUCAAUAGCAACCAAUCAGCUAUGAAGUGUUCAUAAGCAAUGAACUCCAUAAAAGGUAAUACAAGGAUAAAUAAGGCUAACAAUGAAAUUAAUAAACAAAAAUCCCGGAUUGUUAUUUCAGAAGUGCCCUAUAGACCAAGUUUGGUUUUACAGAUGCUGAUGGUUGGUAAUGUCUACUUAUCAAUUGCAUGGAAUGUAAUUUAUGGUAUUUAUAUCAUCUAUGUGCUCUCUGAUCUUUAUGACUUACAUGGCAUUUGUGUAAUAAUCGCCUACUUAGUAGGCUCCUUGGUGGAAUUCUAUAGAUUACGUAUGGGCUAUAAGGGCAAUUUACAAGGAAGGCCCGGAGAUUUGUGUACCUUCUUGAUAUUGUCCCCCUUGGUCCAAUUGCCUAUACUGAUAUUUUUGUUACUUUCGGCUAAGGAAUUCAACUCAAUAAUUUUAUUUAUAACCGUAGGCUCUUUGAUCAUAAUGGCUUUGGAGUUUAUAUUUGGUUUGGCCAUAUUAUGGCCUAAAUCUGAUCGAUUUGUUAUAGUGAAAAAAUAACUUUUACAUUUUUAUUAUAAUUAUUAUUAAGACUAAAAACUACA
This is a messenger RNA of Stomoxys calcitrans (stable fly), 651 nucleotides long. RefSeq names its product transmembrane protein 17A. The transcript is spliced from 3 exons. Gene Ontology annotation, biological process: non-motile cilium assembly. NCBI's taxonomy places the organism in Eukaryota, Metazoa, Arthropoda, Insecta, Diptera, Muscidae. The record is from RefSeq and is a predicted model, not a curated record. Gene Ontology annotation, cellular component: ciliary transition zone. Bases 104 to 607 code for a protein of 167 amino acids.